AUCAGGAUAGCAUAUGUCACUCUCUUUUGUAGGGUACAAAUCACCGCCACAUUCAUUGGGAAGAUACCUUAAGAUGUUUUAACCAUGGUAAGCAAUAUGUUUCGCUUGCAUCGGAGAUCUGAGUUUGGUUUUCUAGUAAUCUCUCAUACCAAUGAUGCUAAGGUCACUGAUGAGGCUAGUGACACCCCUGCUGGCACAGCCAACGAUUUCCGUUACAACGUUGCUUUACUACAGCAAUCUUCUGCCACGGAAUCUUAACUUGGAAAGGCUGGUUCGCAGCGAGUUGCUGCAUCAGGAGAAUUGUUUGUUCCAUUUCCUCGUCAACAUUUUAAGAUGUUUUUGGUAGCAUCAUUUUUUCCUUGUAAUUUCAUGUUUACUUAACACCUGACAGUGUGUUAUUAGUAAAUUUUUUUUUUAACC
This is a messenger RNA of Rubroshorea leprosula, 420 nucleotides long. The record is from the annotation of a GenBank genome assembly. NCBI's taxonomy places the organism in Eukaryota, Viridiplantae, Streptophyta, Magnoliopsida, Malvales, Dipterocarpaceae.